AUGCCCUCCUCCCAAGUGCGCGACCCCAACGAUGCCUUGACAGCAAUGGCUCCUUCGCCAUCGUUGGCGCGCAUCCCCUCACCAGCUCGCUUUGCCCUGGUCGUCUUUGGCAGCUUGAUCAUGAGCUCCGUUCUAUUUACCUUGACUGCAGACGUUACGCAGGGUGAUCUUGGUCUGGUCAGCAAGCACCUGGAGGAAUGGUGGGAAGUGGGGGGGGCUGGUGGCAUGGAAAGCCGCGGAAGUCGGAUUGGCCUGGGCUGGGAUGUCGCAUCAUUCCUAUUCCUAACCCACCAACCCACCUUCUCGCUCCUCUCUUUCUUCUAUGGCGUGCGACCAACUUCGACUCUCGCCUCAUAUUUGAUAACGAUUCUUUCAACUGUCGUCCCAUUUGCGUUCCUACGUCGACCCACUUCGGUUCACGAUCUCUCCCAUGCGCCGUCUGGUGCAGUGGCCAACCGAACUAUCCUACAGGAUACCGCUACUACGAUCUAUACCAUCCUCGCCGCGACUUCGAUAUUCAGCAUUGUGCUAUAUGGUAGCUAUGCAUCGUGGCUCCCCGCCCAGUUAGUCGUGCACUUUGAAAGCCUUCCGGACAUCAGCGCCGCCCAUGCUGGCCCUGCCGGUUUCCCCGCUCUCUUCUUGACGCUCAUCCCCUCCGGCUAUGCCGUCCGCGACUUUUUGUUCGUCAGCUCAACGGGCCACGCCGAGAAUGUCACUGAGGAAGCAGAGCCCGCAAACCGCGAGGACGAGUAUUUGAUCGUCGAUUUCUACCGUAAGACCUGGGGUCAACUAUCCGUCAAGACUCGCAUCCUUAUCUCCCGAACGCUCAUUCUUGCGUCCAGCGUUUUGCUCAACACCACUGUGCAAAUUGCCGGUACCAUCCAAGAUGUCUCUAUUCAAGGUGCAGCUAUCUGGGGCAGUGUCUGGGCCAUAUCUACUUUAGCUAUUGGUGCUACUUUCAGUUGGAUCGAAGCUGUGGACGGCGUAUGA
This is a messenger RNA of Penicillium manginii, 990 nucleotides long. RefSeq lists its product as uncharacterized. The coding region runs from base 1 to 990 and encodes 329 amino acids. The transcript is spliced from 2 exons. NCBI's taxonomy places the organism in Eukaryota, Fungi, Ascomycota, Eurotiomycetes, Eurotiales, Aspergillaceae. The record is from RefSeq and is a predicted model, not a curated record.